UCUUGUCCCAAAAUGUGAGCAGAUAAAAAGGGCUCCACUUCCACGCCAACCUCACAAUUCCCCACUCUUUUUUCUUUUUCAACUUAAAUGCUGUACACUUCAAAUUCAACUCUGCCUUUUCCAUUUCCAUUUCCAUUUCCUCUCUUUGUUUGUGUCAAUAUUACAAGUUUCUCAAACCCUUUUCCAACUUCUCUUAAUAAUUAUAAUGGCACAGAAAGUAGUAUUGAAGGUGCUGACUAUGACUGAUGAGAAAACAAAGCAGAAAGCUAUAGAAGCUGCAGCCGAUAUAUUUGGGGUGGAUUCAAUAGCAGCAGAUCUAAAAGAACAGAAAUUGACAGUAAUUGGACAGAUGGAUGCAGUAGCAAUUGUGAAGAAGUUGAAAAAAGUGGGGAAAGUUGAUAUAGUCUCUGUUGGUCCAGCCAAAGAAGAGAAGAAAGAAGAAAAGAAAGAAGAAAAGAAAGAGGAGAAGAAAGAGGAGAAGAAGGAAGAGAAGAAAGAGGAGAAAAAGGAAGAAAAAAAGGAUGAGAAGAAAUAAACUUUACUUUUUUUUUUUCCAAUUAUACAUAAAUAAAUAAAUAUAAUCUAUGAAUCAACUUCAUAUCAUAUCCAUAUUCAAAAUCAGAAAAAAAAAAAAAAAAAAAAAAACUUCAUAACCAUAUAGAAGUAUAAUCUAAUUUUUGCAUUAUAUGGCAUUUUAUUUUUCACAUUUUUGAGGUUGUGGUGAAUUAAUUUAGUGAAAUGUUUAAUAAUUAUGUUUUUCUUUUUCGUGUGAAAA
This is a messenger RNA of Amaranthus tricolor (Joseph's coat), 775 nucleotides long. Its product is annotated as heavy metal-associated isoprenylated plant protein 39. Gene Ontology annotation, molecular function: metal ion binding. The record is from RefSeq and is a predicted model, not a curated record. The coding region runs from base 206 to 535 and encodes 109 amino acids. The transcript has 3 exons. NCBI's taxonomy places the organism in Eukaryota, Viridiplantae, Streptophyta, Magnoliopsida, Caryophyllales, Amaranthaceae.